AUGGAAGAAAGGCUGAGAGGUUAUAUGAGUUUGUUUGCCUCUUACUGCUCAGAGGUAAAUGCUGUCAAAUGUAAGGAGGAGGAUUUGCAGUUUUUGAGAGCGAACGUUAAAAAAAUCAGCUCACUGUUAUCUUCGAACAAGUGUCGGAAAGUGCUCUUUGAACAUGAAUCUUACGUUAGCGACUUUUUCUUCGCACUUCAAUUUCUCAACGACAGGGUCCUUAGGACACAGAUUGUACUGGUUCUUUCCAAAUUGGUGAAAAAAUCAACGCCCCAAUGCCGGAUCACAAUGUUAAUACAAAAAGGGAUUACUAGAGCUCUGUUUCAAGCUCUUUACAUGGAAUACUCUGAAGAAACUCCAAAUGUUGAACUUUUAUUAAAAAUACAUCAGUUACUCUGUCGUCUUGGUCCGAUGGAUAAACGUUUUGGCAUUCGAGCAAGAGUGAGCCAUUGUAUUCCAAUUACAAUCCAUCUUCUAAGAAUUCAAGUUGCUCUAUUAAAUUCAUCCAUACGUACAACUCCUAAUUUUUAUAAACAAUUAAAGAAUCUAUCCAAUUUCAAUUUCUGUUAUUCAACAAUGAAUUCAAAUUCUUUUCAAAAUAAUAUUAAACAUCUUCAUACUAUCAAUGAAAUGUUACAUAAUCAUCGUCAUCCUACCCAUCAUUAUCAUUAUGUAACUAUGCCAACAGUUUCAUCCAUUAUGCAACAUAAUUUAAAUAUUAUUUUACAUAUGAUUUAUUUAUAUAUAUCAGAUAAUGGUAAAACAAAUUCAUAUUUAUUAGGACGUAAUGGUGUUGUAAAACUUUUAAUACAAUUAAUUAAUUUAUUAUCUGGACUUUAUAUAUAUCGUACAUCAUCUAUUAUGAAUUCAUUAUUAUCCUCAUCGUCCGCAGCAACAACACCACCACCGCCGCCAGCAACAACCACAACGGUAACAAGAAGAAAGACAACCGUGUCACCAACUGAUAUUCCUGAACAGAAUUUUAUAAAAAUAACUAAAAACUCAAUGAAUGAUUACAAUAUAAAUGAAAAUGAAUUGAUUAUGAAUAAUAGUCCAGUGAGAUAUAUUAUAGUUGUCAUGGCAUCAUUGAUGAAAGGAUUAGUGAAAUCUCUUGAUCAUAAUGAAAAUCAAUCAUUUCUUAAAUUAUUACCAGAAUAUGGUUUACAUAAUAAUCCUGAUUUAAUGAAUUCAAUUAUAUCAUUAAUUACAUCUAAGCCUACAUUGAUUGCUAUUGGUGUAAAGCGUAAUAUUCAUUUACUUCGUCUUCUAGUGAAUACAUUAUAUUAUCUUACUAAAUAUAAAAAUAACGCUGUACGUGCUAACAAUAAUAAUGCCGUCCCAUUACUUUUGGAUUUAUUCCUUGAUAUACAUCGAUGUGAUUUACAAUGGCGUUGGAUUGAUCUACAAAAAAGCUUGUUGAGUUGUUUAAAACUAUUGACAGAAAUAAAUUCUGGACGUAAAGCUUUAAUGAAAUCUGAUGGAUUUCAUACAUUAUAUGCUAUUUGUAUUGGUUAUAUAGGACCUGAUCCACUUAAUCGAACUAAACAUGUUAUCUUAUCAAAAAUUAUUUCACAGUAUAAAACUAUAAAAUCUACUCAUCAUAAUGAACAAAUAAAUCCAAAUAUUAAUCAAUAUAAUCAAUUACAUUGUAAAACACGCUUAGCAACAACAACAACAACAACAACAAUCAUGGAUACUGUUGAUAGAACCUAUUCAUCAUUAAUAAAUAAAAGGUUACAUAUAGAAAAUGUAUAUUCUAAUAAAAAGAAUAUUGAUUUGUCAACGUGUUCAUCUUCAAUUUCAUCGACUAUCAAAUCGCCAUCAUCAUCAGCAGCAGCAACAGCAGCAGAUGCAUCGUCAUCAUCAUCAACUUUAUCUUCUUAUAAAACUAUCUGUAGAAAUGUGAAUCAACUUGAAAUUGAUAAGUCGUACAUCUUUGAUAAUGAUCCAAAUAGAAUUCAUAAACAAUAUCGAAUAUAUUCUGAUCCAAUUAAAAUUCUAAUACAAAUAUGUAUAUUAUUACGUCGUUGUAGUCCAAGAUGUAGUUUACCAAUAAUUAGUGCUGAAAAUAUUCUCAAUUGUUUAUUGCCGUCUAAUGACGCAUCAUCGGCUUCGUUGUUACGUCGCAAUUCAGAGCCACUGAUUCAAAAAGAUAAGUCCACUUCACCUGGAAAAGAAAAAUCCAAUGUUGCCAAAUCUAAACUUAAUCAACAAAUAUCUUGUUCAAAUACUAUUAAUCCAAUUCCAAAUUUGAAAAAGAAGUCAUGCGGAACUUCACUCCUACACAAAUCUUCCUCUAUUCAUGAUGAUGAUGAUGAUGUAACUGACAAUCGAAAAUCAUCAUCACAACAAAUGAAUCCAAUUAAUUUUAUAACGAAUAAUCCAUUUAUUGGUGUAACAUCAUCUGAUUAUUCUAAAUUAUUAUUAUCAUUAUGCAAUACUACUACUACUACUACUAUUACUACUAAUAGUAGUAGUGGUAAUAAUAAUAAUCCCAAAGUUAUUCGAAAGAAAUCCAUUGAUGAUCGGAAACAAUUAAUCAAUGUUAAUAAUAAAGGAAUUACAACUAAAUUAAAUCAAUCUUAUUACUAUGAAGUUAAUUCUCUCAUUAAUAAAAGGGUACCUAAAAUCACCAAUAUGAAUUCCAAAAAUCUUCAUAGUAAAUCAAUAAACGAUCUGUAUACAAAUAACCAGGUAUACAAUAAUUCAUCAAUAGACACAUUCAUCAGUCAGUCUUGUACAGAAUUAGCAAAUACACAACAAUUGAAUAAAUUAUGUCGUAUACAGAAAGUGAAGAUUCUACGAAGAGGAGAAGAUGAUAAUUCAAAUCAACCUGUGAAGCAACAGGAUUUCAACGGUGCAAAAAGUGAUGAAUUACCCGUUACCGGUGGCAAAUUUACUUCAUAUCAACAGAUCAGUUCAUCUAAUACAUCAUUAACAUCACCAGAAAUAUUCGAUAUAAUUGAACAGAAUACUCAGAAUAUUGAUGGUGAUGGUGUUGAUGACAAUGACGAAGAAGAAUUAGAAGACGAAGAUGACAACGAUGAUGAUGAAGAUGAUUGUGCUAAUGUAAUUGGACACGAGGAUGUCACAACAACUAGUCAACGAUGCACAUUUAGUGAAUUAAUUUCAAGUCAUUUAAAAUUUUUUCCCGAAUGGUUUGAUCUACCCAAUAUUGAUGAAAGAACAGUUGAAAAACCAUUGGAUAUGAUGAAUUCUGUCAAUUGGCCUUAUGAAUAUAACUAUUCUAAUGGUAAUAUAAACAUACAUCCUCCUAUCAAAGACAAUACUACUUUGGAAUAUUAUUAUUUUGCUCAAAGAGUAAAAAGUUUAUUACCAUUUAAAAUCAUAGCUUAUCCUGAUUUAAUUGAUGCACAUGGAUCAACUGAUUGUGAACCAUUUUAUUCAACAGAUCAAUUAAUUGAAAGAUAUUUUAAUCAACAAUCAAAUCUAUCCAAUGAUAAUAUGACUACUCCAUCUUAUUGUAAAAGUAAAUUAUCCCAAGUUACAUCAGCUGUUAAUGAUAAUGCGGAUGAUGAUGUGGAUGAUAAUGAUGAUGAUUAUGAUGAUGAUGAUGAUGAUGAUGAGGAGGAGGAGGAGAAGUGUGCUCAUCUAUCAAACGUUCAUGAAGAUGAAUUAAUUAAAUCUCAAUACCAAUCAUUAUCAUUAAAACAAAUUCAUCAGUCUCAGGAGGAGGAAGAGCAGGAACAACGGCGUCGACGACGACGACAACAACAAGAACAAGGUCAACAUUCGUCAACAUUGAAAAUGAAAUCAAAUCAACUUUUAUUAAAUAGUAAUUUAGAAUAUAAUGUUAGUGAUACAAUUUCAGAAGUCUCAACUAAAUCAUCCAAAAUGAACGUUCUAUCAUCAACAGUUAUAUCAACUUCUUGUGUACAAAUAAUGAAUAAUGAUCAUACUGUAGAUAAUAGUUCAUUAGAUAGUACAAAGUUGACAAGUAAUAAUCAUCAACAGGAUUAUCAUUGUCCUUCUUCAACUAUAUCAUCUUCAUUGGAUAACUUUAACUUAACGAAUCAUGAUGAAUUAUUGAUUGGUCAAUUUGACGCUGAAAAAGGUCACUUAGAGUUUGAAUCUCGUUUCGAAUGUGGUAAUUUGAGAAAAGCAAUACAAGUUCGUCAAUAUGAAUAUGAUUUAAUAUUAAAUCCUGAUAUUAAUACAACUACUUAUUUACAAUGGUUUUACUUUCGUGUAUCUAAUAUGCAAUCGAAUAUUUCAUAUCGUUUCAAUAUUAUUAAUUGUGAAAAAGUAGAUAGUCAAUUUAAUGCUGGUAUGCAGCCUCUUCUUUUCUCAGUUCAUGAAUCACUUCAAUCUCAUCCAUGCUGGCGACGUGUUGGUUCAAAUAUUAUUUAUUAUAGAAACUAUUUUACUCGACCGUCAACUCGUAAAUGUAAUGUGGAUGGUGGAACGUAUUAUACAGCUACAUUUACGAUAUGCUUUCCAUAUACUGGCGAUGUCUGCUAUCUUGCUUAUCAUUAUCCAUAUACCUAUACACGUUUAUUAACUGAUUUAAACAAAUGGCAAAAUAAAAUAUUAAAUCAACCAAACAAUAUUUACUUUCGUAUUCAACAGUUAACUUCAACUAUCCUUUCCAAUCCAGUCCCAUUAAUUACAGUAACACAAACUUCGGACUCUUCAAAUGAAUCUACAAAUAUCAAUAAUCAACGUUCUUACAUCAUUCUUACAUGUCGUGUACAUCCAGGUGAAUCAAAUUCUAGUUGGAUAAUAAAAGGUUUAAUAGAACAAUUAUUAUCUAAUGAUAAUAUGAAAAUCAAUGAAUUACGUAAAAUGUUCAUUUUUAAAAUAAUCCCUAUGUUAAAUCCUGAUGGUGUUAUUGUUGGAAAUCAUCGAUGUUCAAUAUCUGGUAAAGAUUUAAAUCGUCAUUGGAUUAAUCCAUCAUCUUUAAUUCAUCCAACUAUUUAUCAUACUAAAAUGUUAAUGGAACUUCUUACAUUUUGUGAACGUUCACCUUAUAUUUUCAUUGAUUUCCAUGGUCAUUCACGUAUGAAAAAUAUUUUCUUAUAUGGAUGUAGUUCCAUUGAAUCAUGGUUAUGUCCAGAUAUAAAAAAUCCAACUUAUCGUGGUAUCAAUCAAUUAGAAGAUAAUUCAUAUCGUAAAUUAGCUGAUAUAUUAAAUCAAUUAUCACCAUAUUUUUCAAAACAAUCAUGUUUAUAUAUAGUUAGUAAAGCUAAAGAGACUACAGCACGUAUAGCUGUUUGGCGUCAAUUCAAUGUAGUACGCUCUUAUACAAUUGAAGCUUCUUAUUGUGGUAUUCGCCGUAAAUGGUAUGAUAAUCAGUUAAUUCCAAGAAAGAUACAAGAAAAACACCAACAAGAAGAUAAUGAUAAUAGAACAAUAAAAGGAAAACAUUCAAAUGAAUCUGUAGUAGUUAUUGAACAUCAAAUAAGACCAAUUGAUUUAAUGAAUUUUGGUUCACAAUUAUUAAAUGCAUUUUUAUUGUUAUCAGAAGAAGAAACAACAAUAUUGAUGUCAAAUACAAAUAAAACAGUUUCAUCCAUAUCUUCAACACCAUCUUUAAUGACAUCUUCAAUGUCAUUAUUCAAUGUAUCUUCCCCUGAACAUCCAUCAUCAUCAUCAUCCCUUUGA
Messenger RNA from Schistosoma mattheei, 5625 nucleotides. The record is from the annotation of a GenBank genome assembly. NCBI's taxonomy places the organism in Eukaryota, Metazoa, Platyhelminthes, Trematoda, Strigeidida, Schistosomatidae.